CCCCUUGACUCGCUGUGGGGCCAGGCCAGGGGCAAGAGCAGUGGGUCAUGUGAGGGGCCAGGGGAGAAGCGGGUUUAGUGACUGUGGGGCUAGCUGGGGAAGGGAGCAGCCAGUCACUCUGCCAGCUCUGUGUACAGCCCCCGGCCUCCGGCAGGAAGUUUUCAGGCUAGGCCACCAGGAAGCUGCCUGAGAACUGGGCUGAAGAUGGGGCGGCCGGUUCCCUGGGCUCUGGGUUUGCUUCUGUCACUGCUGAUCGGAGCCGAGGCAGGGCGCAACUUCCGGCUGCUGAGGCAGCAGGUGCUGCGGGCGCGUGAGGUGCAGGCCAUGAAGGAGACGGUCUCCCGCAGGUGGCUGCUGCGCCCAGUGCCCUGGCGUGCCCCCAGCGAGGGUGCUCUGCGCCAGCCCCUCGACCACUUCGAUCGGCAGGAGGGGCAGGGCUUUAAUCAGAGGUUCUGGAUCAAUGAGGAGUUCUGGCAUCGCCCAGCCGGGCCCGUCUUCCUGUACAUCGGGGGCGAGAGCUCCCUGUCGCAGUUCGCUGUGCUGGCAGGGCACCACAUGGAGCUGGCUCAGAAAUACGGCGCGCUGGCCGUGGCCCUGGAGCAUCGCUUCUACGGCGCCAGCAUCAACCCCGACGGCCUGCAGGACGCCAGCCUCCGGUUCUUGUCCAGCCAGCAGGCGUUCCCCCACCUGGUCUUUGCCGCCGUCGCGUCCUCCGCCCCGGUGCGGGCCCAGCUGGAUUUCACUGGCUACAACCAGGUGGUGGCAGCAAGUCUGUUGGACCCGGUGGUGGGGGGCUCUGCCCAGUGCCGUGAGGCCGUGGCCAAGGCCUUCUCUGCAGUGGACCAGAGGCUGCAUGCCGGGCGGCUGGCCGAGCUGGAGAAGGAUUUCCGCUCCUGCGGGCCCCUGACAGAGCCCGACGACCGCGGGGAGCUCGCCAGCAACCUGGCCGACAUCUUCAUGGGCGCCGUGCAGUACAACGAUGAGGGGUUCCAGGGUGGCACCGUGGCCAAGCUGUGCAGCAUCAUGAACGACACGGGCCUGGGGUCCCCCUACCAGAGACUCAUCACCGUCAAUAAUGGGUUCCUGGAGAGCAUGGCGCUGCCCUGCGUGGAGAACUCACGCCAACGCACCCUGGCCGAGCUGCGCAGUGCCAACCUGACCCUCAGCGGUGUGGGCGAGCGGCAGUGGUACUUCCAGACCUGCACCGAGUUCGGAUACUACCAGACCUGCGAAGACGUCACCUGCCCCUUCUCCCAGCUUCUGACACUGUCGGCCCAGCUCGACGUCUGCUCCCAGGUGUUCGGCAUCAGCCCUGAGCACGUGCGGGAGGCGGUGACCUUCACCAACGAAUACUACGGGGCCGACCACCCCAAGGCCAGCAGGAUCCUCUUUGUGAAUGGCGACAUCGACCCAUGGCAUGCCCUGAGCGUCCUGAAGAACCAGUCACGCUCGGAGCUGGCCAUCCUCAUCAACGGGACCUCCCACUGUGCCAACAUGAACCCCUCCAGGCCCUCCGACCCCCUGCCCCUCGUCUCGGCCCGGCAGCGGAUCGACUACCACAUUGGUGACUGGUUGAGCUUGGCAAGGAAGGCGCCUUCAGCCCUCUGAGUCUCCGGGCGUGAGGCCGUUCGCCCUCUGACGCUGUGCAGACUUCGCCCGCGGAGGGCCGCAGCGAGAUCUUCCUUCCAGCAGAGAUUUACUUUGAUUGCCAGCUCGUCGGGGCAGGGGCCAGCUUUCUGCUCGGCAUUCGUCCAGCAACCAGCGCAGCGGCUCCGCAAUGGGGGCUCCCAGCUGCUGCUGCGACACACAACAAAUCAUGAUCCACAGGACCAAGCGGGGGCUGAGAAAUCUGCUGCGCUGGGGCCAGGCAAACCCCUGGGGAUUUUCUGGGGACAGCUUCAUCCCCCUGCUGUGUUGGUUUGGGUCCUUUCAUUCCUUUAUCCAAUGAAAGAUGGUUUUUUUAGAUGUUCUGUGAAGCCGUCAGCUCCUUCACGGCAGUGACCGAGGCGAAUGAAGCAGGAUCAGCCUGUU
Messenger RNA from Chelonoidis abingdonii (Abingdon island giant tortoise), 2031 nucleotides. Lineage: Eukaryota; Metazoa; Chordata; Testudines; Testudinidae. The record is from RefSeq and is a predicted model, not a curated record.